AGCCCAGGAGCCCUGGCAAGAUGCUGAGCCUGUGGUUUGUGACCCUUCUCUUGGUGGGGACCUCCAGUGCUGGGACCCCGGCACCUGUCUCUCAGAACGACCUGGUGGGCAUUGUGGGUGGCCACAGUGCCCCCCAGGGGAGGUGGCCAUGGCAGAUCAGCUUGAGGGUCUACAGCUACCGCUGGGCUGCAUGGGUGCACAUCUGUGGGGGUUCCCUCAUCCACCCACAGUGGGUGCUGACUGCUGCCCACUGCAUUGGCCGGAAAGAUGCUGACCCAUCAGCCUACCGGGUCCAGGCUGGGAACGUUUUCCUCUAUGGGGACACGAAGCUGUUGCAUGUGAACCGGGUCAUCGUCCACCCUGACUAUGUGAAUGCCUUCUUGGGCUCAGACGUGGCCUUGCUGCGUCUGGCGAAACCUGCAGUGUGCUCUGCCAACAUCAAGCCCGUCAGGCUCUCCUCCCUGUCUGAUAGUAUCACCCCAAGGGACCAGUGCUGGGUGACUGGCUGGGGCGCCAUCAGCAUGUUUGGCUCCCUGCCCCCACCCUUCCGCCUGCAGCAGGUGGAGGUGCAGGUGGUGGAGAAUGCAGUCUGCGAGCAACAGUACCACAACGCCAGCAGGCACCGCCACAGGGACCGGAGGAUCAUCUUGGACGACAUGCUGUGUGCGGGCAGUGAGGGCCGCAGUGCCUGCUAUGGUGACUCUGGAGGGCCCCUAGUGUGCAAAGUGACAGGCUCCUGGAGGUUGGUGGGAGUGGUCAGCUGGGGCAUCGGCUGUGCCCUCCGCGACAUUCCUGGGGUCUAUGCUCGGGUCCAGUCUUUCAUGCCAUGGAUCCAGCAGCACAUGAGGAGGUACACCUUUGUGCCCCGUGCGGAGGGGCGGGAGUGGGCGCCGCAGUGGGGAGAGGAGCUCAGAGGAGCCAGACCCUUCCGCGGGAAGGUGCGGGAGGCGGCCAUGCACCGCCUUGCCCAAACACCCCCGACACCGCCAAGCCGCGGAACUUCACUUACAGAUGACCAUGAACUCCACGACAGCGCCAAGCGCGGUCGCGCAGCCCCAGGGUCUCCAGGACCACCCCGGCAGCCAGCGCGCACCGAUGCGGACCCGGAGAAGGACCCGGAGACCCCUGUGAAGGUGGGACUCCCGGCUCUCCGCAUGCGGUUCCCUGCCUACGGGAUGACUGGAGGCCCGCUGACCUGCCAGGUGGAUGGGACCUGGUUGCAGGCUGGCGUGGUCAGCUGGGGCGAGGCUGUGUCCAUCCUUACCAGCCUGGGGCCACAGCCACAUACCCAUGUGAACUGGAUCCUCACCCCAGAAUUGGGGGCCUUGGGGCUGGGAAUUCUAGGGCUCCCCUGGCCCCUUCUCCUGGCUGGGCUCUUCCUGCUGGUCUUCCUGCUGCUGCUGCUGCUGGCCUCCUGCAUCCUGAUGCUGAAUCUGCUGGUGCUGGCACUGUCAUUUCUGUCCAGCAUGGUCCAUGGGGCCCCUGCCCCAGGCCCAGCUCUGGAGCGAGUGGGCAUCGUGGGAGGACGGGAGGCCCCUGAGAGCAAGUGGCCCUGGCAAGUGAGCCUGAGACUCAACAUCAGAUACUGGAUGCAUGUGUGUGGAGGCUCCCUCAUCCACCCACAGUGGGUGCUGACCGCUGCUCACUGCGUGGGACCAGAAAUCAGAAGCCCAGAGUUCUACCGGGUACAGCUUCGCCAACAGCACCUUUACUACCGAGACCAGCUGCUGGCCAUCAGCAGGAUCAUCCCUCACCCCAACUACUAUAUUGUGGAGGAUGGGGCGGACAUUGCCCUGCUGGAGCUCGAGGAUCCAGUGAACAUUUCCAGCCAUGUUCACCCCAUCUCUCUGCCCCCUGCCUCGGAGACCUUCCCCUCUGGGACACCGUGCUGGGUGACAGGCUGGGGGAAUGUGCAUGAUGGCGAGUCCCUCCCACCACCGUUUCCCCUGAAGCAGGUGAAAGUCCCGAUUGUGGAAAACCACCUUUGUGACGCGCAGUACCACACAGGGCUCUACACAGGGGACAGCGUUCACAUUGUCCGUGAUGACAUGCUGUGUGCUGGGAACAAAGGGCACGACUCCUGCCAGGGUGACUCUGGAGGGCCCCUGGUCUGCAAGGUGAAGGGUGCCUGGCUGCAGGCGGGCGUGGUCAGCUGGGGUGAGGGCUGUGCUCAUGUCAACCGGCCGGGCAUCUACACCCGUCUUACCCACUACUUGGACUGGAUCCACCGCUAUGUCCCCAAGGUCCCCUGAGCCAGGUUGGCAGGGUUGCCACCCAGAUCAGGGCAUCAUCAGUCCUCUCCUGCCUCAGCACACUGUUUUCUUCCCAGGUGGCAUCACCCCACCUUCCCAAUCCCCCUACUCCUGCCCUGUGGACCCCUCCACCUGCCUCCCAGUCUGUAGGUGGCAGGUGCUAAUUCUCCUGGCUGCUGUGUCUCAUUAAAGUGCAGAG
This is a messenger RNA of Marmota monax (woodchuck), 2451 nucleotides long. RefSeq lists its product as uncharacterized. Gene Ontology annotation, biological process: proteolysis. The transcript is spliced from 14 exons. The record is from RefSeq and is a predicted model, not a curated record. Gene Ontology annotation, molecular function: serine-type endopeptidase activity. The coding region runs from base 21 to 2252 and encodes 743 amino acids. NCBI's taxonomy places the organism in Eukaryota, Metazoa, Chordata, Mammalia, Rodentia, Sciuridae.